Messenger RNA from Letharia lupina, 2457 nucleotides. RefSeq lists its product as uncharacterized. Gene Ontology annotation, cellular component: ubiquitin ligase complex; cytoplasm. Lineage: Eukaryota; Fungi; Ascomycota; Lecanoromycetes; Lecanorales; Parmeliaceae. The record is from RefSeq and is a predicted model, not a curated record. The transcript has 2 exons. Bases 1 to 2457 code for a protein of 818 amino acids. Gene Ontology annotation, biological process: ubiquitin-dependent protein catabolic process; protein polyubiquitination; positive regulation of proteasomal ubiquitin-dependent protein catabolic process. Gene Ontology annotation, molecular function: zinc ion binding; ubiquitin protein ligase activity; ubiquitin conjugating enzyme binding.
AUGGCUGGUGACGGCCUGGGUCUCGCGGUGCCAGCUCGACCGAUGCUCUCUCCAAAGGCGACUACGCCAAGUAGCCUCGGGACUGGGGCCUCCUCAGACUAUUUUCCUCGAACCAGGUCGAAAUCCAAUGUUUCUGCGAGAUCGAACACAUCGGCAACGUCGCAGAACUCCCCUCUUCCCUCUCCGCACCCGCAAGACCAAUAUUCAACAAUCAUACCAGAUGUACAGCUUUUCGGAAGCUCGCAACAUGUCACUCGUAAGACUGAUGCUCGCAAGCCUUCACGGACGCAGAGUGGAGUCCGUGCACCGAGGUGCUCCUUAGCGAAUUUAGCUGGAGCCACGGCUUCUUCUCCGAGGCCUAGCAUGGACUCUGUUCUAAAUGCUGCAAGCACAGCAGAGCACUCAUCCAAAUCAGAAACACCAAAUGUCAUGGGGGAAACAUCUUGGGAGGACUAUGAGAUACCGCAGGAGCUGGAGUUCGUGAGAGGAGAUACACCAAGGGGGAUUCGAGACAUCAUCCAAGAAUCUUUGGACGAACACCGUGCGAUGAGGGCGUCCAGGCUGCAAAGCCAGGCUAUCGUGGUAAGGACUACCAUCGAAUCAUCAAGAACACCACGUAAAAAAGACCGACCCGAAGUCCCAGAAUGUUCAUCAAUCAUAUCGGCUCGAUCCACACCCGACAGCGACUAUGUUACAAACCGUUCCACCAGCAGCCUGAGUACUUCACGUGAUUCUGCGACAAGCCUAGAGUCAGAGGCCGAGGAUCCUGGCUUUCUGCGACGACCAAAGGUACUCAGCCGAUCUCGGGCUAAUUCUUCUCUAGAAAGCUUGAGGACGAAGCUGAACCCAAAUAUCAGUCCUAGCAUGGCGGCUUUAGAGAAAAGACUUCAAGAAAGUCAAGAAAGGACGAACAAGAGUCACAAACUAUUCAAGCUUCUACCGGGCCGGAAAAGGAAGAGCGAACUUUCAUUGGACCCUCAGAUGCCAGAGCCAACUUCCUAUGAGUGCACAAGCUGCUUCGAUGAGGUGCCCGAUACCAAAGCCGUGGACGUGCCUUGUCACCAUAAGUACUGUCCGCGAUGUUUUUCGCAACUGAUACUCACCGCCACAAGCAACGAGGCUACCUUUCCACCCAAGUGCUGCCUGCAGGAGAUCCCCAAAAAGACCAUGCGGGAGCGUCUACCUCCCAAAGUCCUGGCUCAAUUUGAUGAAAAGGCUUUGGAAUAUGCGGUUGCGAUUGGCAAUCGCUAUUACUGUGUAUCUCCGAAAUGCGCGAAAUGGAUUGACACUCGGAUUGCCAGGCGAAUGAAUGGGAUAUUGGAGUGCCCUCAUUGUGCGGUCAAGCUGUGCACGACCUGCCGUGGGCCUCAACAUCCUUCUAACGAGGAUUGCCCACAAGACUACGGUCUUGAGGCCGAUCAAGCACGGCGAGAAGGGGAAAUAGCUGCGAGACUCGCACGGUUUGAGGUCGAUCAACGAGCCGAAGAGGAAGAGAUAAGAGCAGCAAUUGCUGCAGUAGAAGAGGCAGAGCGCCAGCUGCGAAAGGAAUGGGAAGCGGAAGAAGCAUGUCUAGAAGCCGAAGCACGGGAAAUGACUAAACGAGAAUUUGAGCGCUUACAGGACAUCAACGAUCAUUUCGAGUAUUUGCGCGGAGUGCUGGACAGGAUUCGCUUACAACAGCGGCAAGCCAUCGAGCGGCGCCACGAUCGAGAGUGGGGUGAGAUUGACAUGAUGAAGGAUAAGCUCGAAUCGCCCGAUGCCGCUGUCGAGCGGGAACGCUGUGUGGCUUCAGAACGAGAGAAGAUCGCCACGAUGACUGAAGGCACCAUCAAGACUUUGCGACGCAGAUUCGCAACGGAAAUGAUGGAUACCAUCACCCGUCACCGCAAAGACCAGGACGAGCUGAUGGCUAUGUCCGUCGACAACCCGGACCAGGACGCGGACAUCAUGAAAGCCGACAUCCUGCAAGAGCUUAUGCCAGCCCAAGAGCUCGAGCGAUCAACCCUAAAGUCGCAACAGGCGCGCGAAAUUGCCAAAUGGAAGGCUCGCGGUGAACAAUCCCUCAGGGCCUUUGACUCCACGAUGGUCUGUCUAAAAAUACGCCUCGAAGAAGCGGAAAAAAUUAACGUCCGCGCAAAGGAGAUGAAACAGCGUGUUUUCGCGGACACUAAAUGGUUCGAGGCUGUUUUCUUGGAAAGAACGAUCAUGCUGAGUGAGGACGAGAGGAAGUUAAUCUUGAGUGGCAGUGAUGCCCCGGCGUGGUCGAAAGCAGAGAGGGACUCGAGCGCUACGAUGAUUGGCGUCAAGAUUGAGGGAUGUAGCCCGAAGGUGGCGACGAUCAAGGCAUUUGGACCUGGCGCAGCGAGGCAGGAGGAAGUAGCAAGUGCGAACACCAGUAGGAUGAUGGUGCGGAAGAGGGGGGUUAUCAGAACUACGUGGCAUCCUCAAAUGGGAUGA